GCUCAAGCGGCGGCGUGCGAGGCGGCGGCGGCAUGGCGGGCCGGCGGGUGAAUGUGAAUGUGGGCGUGCUGGGCCACAUCGACAGCGGCAAGACAGCGCUGGCGCGCGCGCUGAGCACCACAGCCUCCACCGCCGCCUUCGACAAGCAGCCGCAGAGCCGCGAGCGUGGCAUAACGCUCGACCUGGGCUUCUCCUGUUUCGUCGUGCCGUUGCCGGGAGCUGAACCCGGGACCGACGACACGCAGCUGCAGGUCACACUGGUCGACUGCCCCGGGCACGCCUCCCUCAUCCGGACCAUCAUUGGCGGUGCCCAGAUCAUUGAUCUGAUGAUGCUCGUGAUUGAUGUGACCAAGGGAAUGCAGACACAGUCCGCUGAGUGCCUUGUGAUUGGCCAGAUCGCCUGCCAGAAGCUGGUUGUGGUGCUGAACAAGAUAGACCUGUUAGCAGAAGGGAAGAGGCAGGCAGCAAUUGACAAAAUGACCAAGAAAAUGCAGAAGACUCUUGAGAACACCAAAUUCCGGGGUGCACCUGUUAUUCCUGUGGCAGCCAAGCCUGGAGGACCAGAGGCCCCUGAGACAGAAGCCCCACAGGGCAUCUCAGAACUCAUUGAGCUCCUGAAGUCCCAGAUAUCCAUCCCAGCAAGAGACCCCUCAGGACCGUUCCUUAUGUCUGUGGACCACUGCUUCUCCAUCAAGGGUCAGGGCACCGUGAUGACUGGAACCAUCCUUUCAGGCACUAUUAGCCUCGGGGACAGUGUGGAGAUCCCUGCCCUCAAGGUGGUGAAGAAAGUGAAGUCCAUGCAGAUGUUCCACACACCCGUCACCUCUGCCAUGCAAGGAGAUCGACUGGGCAUCUGUGUCACCCAGUUUGACCCCAAGCUGCUGGAACGUGGGCUGGUGUGUGCACCUGAGUCUCUGCACACCAUUCACGCAGCCCUCAUCUCUGUGGAAAAGAUCCCUUACUUUCGGGGGCCCCUGCAGACUAAAGCCAAGUUCCAUAUCACAGUGGGCCAUGAGACAGUCAUGGGCCGCAUGCUGUUCUUUAGCCCUGCUCCCGACAGUUUUGACCUGGAGCCCAAACUUGAUUUCUUUGACCUCUCCCGAGAAUACCUCUUUCAAGAGCAGUACCUGUGCAAAGACUCCAUGCCCACAGCCACAGAAGGUGGUGAUGAGGUGAACAUGAAAGCAGGCCACACCCCAGGGGGCCAGUGCCCCAGGCAACAAUGGGCCCUGGUGGAGUUUGAGAAGCCAGUUACCUGCCCCCGACUAUGCUUGGUGAUUGGCUCCAGGUUGGAUGCUGACAUUCAUACCAACACAUGCCGGCUGGCCUUCCAUGGUGUCUUGCUACAAGGACUAGAAGAUAAGAACUACACAGAGAGCUUCCUGCCAGCACUGAGGGUAUACAAGCUGAAACACAAACAUGGUCUUGUAGAGCGGGUAAUGGAUGACUACAGUGUGAUUGGACGCUCCCUGUUCAAAAAGGAGACCAACAUCCAGCUCUUUGUGGGGCUUAAGGUGCAGCUGUCCACAGGGGAGCAGGGCGUCAUCGACAGUGCCUUCGGCCAGAGUGGCAAGUUCAAGAUCCACAUUCCUGGUGGCCUCAGCCCUGAGUCUAAGAAGAUCCUGACGCCUACACUCAAGAAGCGGAACCGAGCUGGCCGUGGGGAGACCACUAAGCAAGAGGAGGGCACCGAACGGCCAGAGCCCAUGCAGCCUGUGACACUCAGUCUGUCUUUCAAGCGCUAUGUCUUUGACACCCAGAAGCGCAUGGUACAGACUCCCUAAGUGAACCAGCCCCCCAGGGCAUCCUGCCCAGCUGCAAGCCAGACUACAGUGCCAGAUCCCCCCCCCCAUGUGCCUCAAUCUCCCCAAUCCUGCGGACAGCCCCAUUUUACUGCCAUCCCCACUGAGAAAACCUGCCAUCCCUUCACCCACCUGGGAUAACAGCUAGGUCCAGCUAGGAAAGAGCCUUAGCAGAGCCAGUAGCCUGGGCCCCACAGGCUUCCCCAGUUAGGGUGUCUGCAGCCCUACCCCAAGUAGCUGGCACCCUGCAACUGGAAAUAAACAUCCCAUAUGUGACCUAGCCACCCAUAGUCUGCCUGUCUUCCAGGGUCAGCAGGCAUCACAGGGUAUUGUGUGGCACUGGGUGAGGACCAACCAAGUGGCUCCUGGGGUGUUAUGGGCAUUGAAGAAUUGAGGUUCUCUGAGCAGCUGAACCUAGUAAGGCCUCUGGGCAGUGGCUAGCACCCUAGGGCUCCAUGUUGACAUUAGAGGUCAACAGACCCUGACCUCCAGCUUGGGGACCAGACUUCCGAGAGUGCUAGGUCAGGGUGGAGCACGUGGACCCUGUCCAUGUUCAUCUCCAGUCCCAGCACCCUCAGGCUUAACAUUGAGACUAAGAUGGGGCGAGAGGGUGGAGCUGACCAAUGAGAGGAGUCAGAGCUUUUCCAGACACCUGUAAGGGUAGCAGAUGUCCCAGCGCUUCCCUGUUUGACCUCCAGACAGACGUGAAGGCCUCCCUUUAUCCCAGUAAUCAGUGCAUUAUGUUUUAAUUUUCAAAAAUGGCAUUAAAAAUAUUAACGGGGCAGGUUGUGAUCAAAUGACUUGGGUCUGUUAAGCCCCAGAGCUGAGGGCAGAGGAAAAGGACCCAGGCUACAGAACACAGCGUCCCUGAACACUAUGGCCCCUAAUCAAAUAUGCCAUCAGCCCGCCAAGCCCCUCAUGCAUCCAAGAGGCCAGGAUGGCAGUGACUGCCCUUCACCACCCUUGGCCAGGCCUCAGGCAGCCGCAGUCAGGGAAACCUAUAGCUGAAGACAAGCUGCCUGGCCCCUAAGGACCAGCUUCCCACAGCUGUAGGACUCCAUGGUACCCUUGCCACUACCUUGUCAGUCCAGGGCCUGG
Molecule: messenger RNA, 2900 nt
Organism: Microtus oregoni (creeping vole)
Lineage: Eukaryota; Metazoa; Chordata; Mammalia; Rodentia; Cricetidae
Gene: Eefsec
Product: eukaryotic elongation factor, selenocysteine-tRNA specific
Exons: 7
Coding region: 33-1784 (583 amino acids)
Biological process (GO): selenocysteine incorporation
Molecular function (GO): GTP binding; translation elongation factor activity; GTPase activity
Source: RefSeq, a predicted model, not a curated record